AUGAGAGCCGGGCACGCCAAGUCUAUGCAAUGGUCAACCAUUGCCAGCCCCGGUAGCCAUCCUGGAUCUCCAAAGUGUCUUCUGACCGCACGCACCUUCGCACACAAGCUCCAAAGUCGCCAUCAGUUUUGGACGGGCCAUGAUCAGAAGUCCAACUUCCACGCCACGAGAACGCGUCUAGGCUGGCAGACCCUCGACGCCGGGCUUGCUCCACGCUCACAGACCUUGCGCGUCUCGAGAGCAUUCGCUUUGCACGUGCUGUCUGCAAAACCUUACAACCAUGCUCAAUUCGGCGUUGCAAGAACCUGGGCAGAGCGCUCGCCUGUGCGAUUGCAUCGCAAGCGCGCGCUUUCCAGCGUUGCUUCUCCGCCGGCGGCCAUGAUGAGUGAGCCCCCGGACUCAUACAAUGCAAUUGUAACUGAUCACACCGGCGCAGACCGACGUGAAGAUUUGGGAGCUCACGACGGUGACAGCUCGAUAUCCGGAGAUCACAAAAGCAAGCAUAAACUACCUUCAGACAUCAGCGAGAAGCUUGGCGUCCGUCGAACCAUCUUGAUCAGGGUCAGAGAUCACUCAGCGGCUUUGGAAAUGCUGGAGACCUUGAGCGAGAGGCUAUACAAUCGCUUCGUACAAAACGUCAGAAAUUCGUCUAGACGAGGACUAUCGUGCUGGGCCGAAGCUCUGUUGCAAUGCUGCCACGAGUUCGGCGACUGCAAGGUCAUUGCAUACCAUUCGCUUCAAUGGGCUCGCAUUCCCGGUGCCGUAUGGAAAGGCAGACAGCGAACGUAUUGGAUUUGGGCCAAAUUGGAGGCGGGGUGUCCUGCGAUAGAGCUGGGGUUCUCGCACGAUGUGGGUAUUCAACAAAGUAUCUCGCAGACUGCCGCAGAUGCUCGCAUCAUUACAGACAUCAGAGUGACACUGCUUGGUCGGAUUGACGAGAGACGGCUGGCGCAAGCUAACCCGGCGGAAGCCAUCAGCGGUCGACAGGAAGCGAAUUUUCUGGCAGACAUGGCAGCCACAGUAGCCAGCCGAGUCUGUGAGGCCAUGAAGUUCCAGACAGUCGACGAUGCACUAUCUGCCAUAGCAGAGACGAUGCUGCGAGUAUUGGAGUUCCGGUCACAUCCACUUGUCUUGCAUAGAGUAGGUCUGAUCGCACGCAACGCCACGUCUCAGACAGUGACCCUCGUCAAUGCAACAUGGAAGACAAGCACAUCCGGAGUUGGGAACGAGGUUGAAGUUACUUUCGAUCACAAAUCCUUUGUCCACAACCAGGACAUGAGUACAGAGGCUCGAGAUGAGGAUCAUGAAGAGCCUGGCGAUGGAUUCGACAUUCAAGCUGAUGUGAAUCAGGCUUCUUCAGGGAAGAGGGAAGUAUCGUCUGAUGUCACCGGCCAUGGUGCGCUACAGUCCGUCGACGACAGUGUCACUGCGCUCGCUCAUGAUGGGAACGGCCUCACAUUGAGACCCGCUGACUUCCUCCCAUUGCAAAGGUCGCACCUCCACGUGCCACUGUAUCAGAACCAAUUGGUCCUUGAGAGAGGAGACAAGAAACAACUGUCAUUCCGGAAGUUGUCCUCCAAACCCAUCGAAAUUCAUCUGGGCGUGCGAAAUCUGAAAAUUUCUCUCGCAUGGUCACCUGAGCAGUGGAAAACUGUUGCCAAGGUCACCCCCCUCGAGCUGGCUCAGGAUAUCGAAGAUCAUUUGGUAAACAAAACCAAGAACAGCAUCACAUCGUGUAGCGAGGCUAUGAAUACUCUCAUCGCAAACCUGCCAGGUAACCCUAGUGUUCGGUUCGAGUUCACGACCCACCUGGACGGAUACGGUGGUAUUGGAGAAGCGAAAGUCAGUUUCUUCCAACCGCACCACGACACCAUACAUUUAUUCCUGCCGGGACUUUCGGUGAAUAAGCCAGGGAGGCGUUUGAUGGUAAUGGUGAUCUUGAGGGGGAACGUGGUUGCUCAGGACAGCCAGAAUCAGUCUAUCCAGAAGGCAUUGCAAUCCGUUGUUGACUCGCUCGAACCUUUCGUCAGAGAUAUCUUUAAAGACGCCCAGACACAGGAUUCGCAACACGCGGCACAACUAAUUGCCACUCGCGUUUUGCAUGAACCAAGGGUCUCCGCGGGAGUGCUAAAGGUGAAUCGUGUAGACAGCACAAUCGUCACACAAGCUCCUGGUGAAUCCGAUAGUGCCGUACGGGCGAGUGCCGCUAGAGGUGCCAACAAUGAAGCAAUUUUCGUUGCGCUGGGCAGCAAUAUUGGGGAUCGUGUCACCAGCAUCGAGGAUGCUUUGCGGAUUCUGGAUAGCAAUGACAAGAUCAGAGUGCUGCAGACAAGUCCGCUCUACGAGACAGAACCGAUGUACGUCGAGGACCAAGAGCGGUUCCUCAACGGAGUUUGUAAGAUCGAGACGGAGCUGGAACCUGUCGAACUAUUGAACACCCUUCAAGCUGUUGAAUCAGGUCUUGGUAGAGUCAAGCUCAUUGACAAGGGCCCACGAAAUAUUGACCUGGAUAUCGUUGCUUACGGACAACGAAUCGUGGAAACAAACCGCUUGAUAGUGCCCCAUCGGCUGAUGCUAGAGAGAGAAUUCGUGCUGCGACCAUUAUGCGACCUGGCCAACGACUUCAACCAUCCUCAAAGCGGCACAGAAGUAGCGGCACAUUUACUGAGGCUCCCGCCUGCAGACACGCCCAUGUACCCCCUGACGCCGCUCGCACCUGGCCUGGAUGCUCACAGCCUGAACCCAGCAAGGAAGACAAUGGUGAUGUCCAUACUCAACGUCACACCCGACUCGUUCUCAGACGGCGGUAUCCACCAACCGACUGAAGUGGAAGCCCUCAAGACGACUGUCGCUGCCCACAUCGCAGCAGGCGCCAAGAUUAUCGACAUCGGCGGCCAAUCUUCCAGACCCAACGCUCCCGAUGUCUCGCCAGAAGAAGAGAUUGCACGCAUCCUGCCAGCGAUUGAAGCCAUCAAAUCACUGCCAGAAGCUUCAAAGGUGGCCAUCUCAAUCGACACAUACCGAGCGGCAGUUGCAGAAGCAGCAAUCAAUGCCGGAGCGCACAUGAUCAAUGACAUCUCAGCAGGCAUGCUCGACCCCGACAUGCUCUCAACCAUCGCACGCCUGGGCUGUACCUACAUCAUGAUGCACAUGCGCGGCACACCAGCCACGAUGCAGAACGACGAGAACACGUCCUACCCAGACGGCCUCAUUUCCACCAUCGCCAGCGAGCUCACAGCCCGCCUCAAAGCAGCAGAAGAAGCAGGCAUUCGCCGCUGGCGCAUCAUCCUCGACCCUGGCAUCGGCUUCGCAAAGGAUACCGGGCAGAAUCUGGACAUUCUUUGUAAAUUCCGUAGUUUACGCUAUGAUGAACGGCUACGCACGUAUCCCUGGCUGGUAGGCAGCAGUCGGAAAGGAUUCAUUGGUAAGAUCACUGGAGUCGAGAAUGCUGCUGACAGAGUCAGUGGUACGGCGGCGACUGUGACAGCGGCCGUGCAAGGUGGGGCGGAGAUUGUGCGGGUGCACGAUGUGGAGGAGAUGGUGAGGGUUGUGAAGAUGGCUGAUGCGAUGUAUAGAGGACUGUCUACGGAGAAAUCGGUGACGUAA
Fulvia fulva is the source of this 3606-nucleotide messenger RNA. Its product is annotated as Folic acid synthesis protein fol1. NCBI's taxonomy places the organism in Eukaryota, Fungi, Ascomycota, Dothideomycetes, Mycosphaerellales, Mycosphaerellaceae. Gene Ontology annotation, biological process: tetrahydrofolate biosynthetic process. Bases 1 to 3606 code for a protein of 1201 amino acids. The transcript has 4 exons. Gene Ontology annotation, molecular function: 2-amino-4-hydroxy-6-hydroxymethyldihydropteridine diphosphokinase activity; dihydropteroate synthase activity. Gene Ontology annotation, cellular component: mitochondrial envelope. The record is from RefSeq and is a predicted model, not a curated record.